Molecule: messenger RNA, 4758 nt
Organism: Arvicanthis niloticus (Nile rat)
Lineage: Eukaryota; Metazoa; Chordata; Mammalia; Rodentia; Muridae
Gene: Mst1r
Product: macrophage stimulating 1 receptor
Biological process (GO): nervous system development; phagocytosis; multicellular organism development
Cellular component (GO): signaling receptor complex; plasma membrane
Molecular function (GO): transmembrane receptor protein tyrosine kinase activity; protein binding; ATP binding
Source: RefSeq, a predicted model, not a curated record
AGAAGCAGCAGCUGGGGACCCUGGUGAGGUGAUCGCGCUAUUGCCGUGUCCGUGGGUCCACAGUCAGGUGCUCAGACCUCAGGGCAGGGAGAAAGGCUGGGUUUGCCAGGGACCAGGGUAGUGGGUCAGCUAGCUGCCCGGGGACUUUCAGUACCGCUGCUUAACGCUGGUCUCAGCUCGGACCUUGAAUCUGAUUCGGUCAAGUCCUCAACCUUCUGGGCUUCCCAAGGGGCCCCAACUCAAUGGGGCUGCUUCUGCCGCUGCUACAAUCCUCUCUACUGCUGAUGCUUCUUUUGCGGCUGCUGGCGGCGUCCACCAACCUGGACUGGCAGUGCCCACGAAUACCCUUCGCAGCCUCCCGAGACUUCAGUGUUAAGUAUGUGGUACCCAGUUUCUCCGCGGGGGGCCGGGUACAGGCCAUGACAGCCUACGAGGACAGUAAAAAUAGUGCGGUGUUUGUGGCCACACGCAAUUGCCUGCACGUGCUUGGACCUGACCUGCAGUAUAUAGAGAACCUGACCACUGGCCCUAUCGGAGACCCUGGCUGCCAGACUUGUGAGAGCUGUGGUCCAGGCCUUCAUGGACCACCAAAGGACACAGACACACUGGUGCUAGUGAUGGAACCGGGUUUGCCAGCCCUCGUCAGCUGUGGCUCAACCCUACAGGGCCGCUGCUUCCUGCAUGAGCUAGAGCCUCGGGGGAAAGCCCUGCACUUAGCAGCUCCAGCCUGCCUCUUCUCAGCAAACAAUAACAAGCCUGAGGCCUGCACAGACUGUGUGGCUAGCCCCCUGGGCACUCGUGUGACUGUGGUGGAGCAGGGCCAUGCUUCCUACUUCUAUGUGGCAUCUUCACUAGACCCAGAGUUGGCCGCUAGCUUUAGCCCACGCUCAGUGUCCAUCCGUCGUCUAAAAUCUGAUACUUCUGGAUUCCAACCAGGUUUUCCGUCGCUGUCUGUGCUGCCCAAGUAUUUGGCCUCCUACCUCAUCAAAUACGUGUACAGCUUCCACUCAGGAGACUUUGUCUACUUUCUGACUGUACAACCCAUCAGUGUCACAAGCCCUCCCAGUGCCUUGCAAACACGUCUGGUCCGGCUCAAUGCUGUAGAGCCAGAGAUUGGUGACUACCGGGAGCUGGUCUUGGACUGUCAUUUUGCACCUAAACGCCGGAGACGCAGUGGAGCCCCAGAGAGCAUACAGCCCUUCCCAGUGCUUCAGGCAGCCCAUGCUGCUCCAGUGGAUGCCAAGCUGGCUGUGGACCUGAACAUUCUAGAGGGCCAGGAAGUGCUUUUUGGGGUCUUCGCGGCUGUCAAAGAUGGUGGCUCUGGCAUGGGUCCCAAGUCUGUUGUAUGUGCCUUCCCCAUUUACCGUCUGAACAUCCUGAUUGAAGAGGGUGUAGAACGUUGCUGCCACUCUUCAAAUUCUUCUUCCCCCUUGUCGAGAGGCCUUGACUUCUUCCAGAUGCCCAGUUUUUGUCCUAAUCCGCCUGGUGGAGAGGCCUCCAGUCCCAGCUCCCGUUGCCACUACUUCCCUUUAAUGGUCUAUGACAGCUUCACACGUGUGGAUCUCUUCAAUGGACUGCUAGGAUCAGUGAAGGUCACUGCACUGCAUGUGACACGCCUUGGCAAUGUUACAGUGGCCCACAUGGGCACUGCAGAUGGCCGUGUCCUACAGGUGGAGAUAGCCAGGUCACUCAACUACUUGUUGUAUGUGUCCAACUUCUCCCUGGGCAACAGCGGACAGCCUGUUCAUCGGGACGUCAGUCGCCUUGGGAAUGACCUACUCUUUGCCUCUGGGAACCAGGUCUUCAAGGUGCCCAUCCAGGGCCCUGGCUGUCGUCAUUUUCUCACCUGUUGGCGUUGCCUGAGAGCACAGCGCUUCAUGGGAUGUGGCUGGUGUGGGGACCGGUGUGGCCGGCAGAAGGAGUGUCCAGGCUCCUGGCAACAGGACCACUGUCCACCUGAGAUCAGUGAGUUCUAUCCUCAUAGCGGCCCUCUAAGAGGCACGACGAGACUUACCCUAUGUGGCUCCAACUUCUACCUGCGACCCGAUGGUGUGUUACCUGAGGGAACACACCAGAUCACUGUGGGCCAAAGUCCCUGCCGACUGCUGCCUAAGGACUCUUCAAGCCAUAGGCCAAGGUCCCACAAGGAAUUCAUAGAGGAGCUUGAAUGUGAGCUGGAGCCCCUGGUCACCCAGGCAGUGGGAACUACAAACAUCAGCCUUCUCAUCACUGACAUGCCAGCAGGCAAGCACUUCCGAGUGGAAGGCAUCUCUGUGCAGGAAGGCUUCUCUUUCAUGGAGCCAGUACUGACAUCAAUAAAACCUGACUUUGGCCCACGGGCUGGGGGUACUUAUCUCACCCUCGAAGGCCAGAGCCUGUCUAUCGGCACUAGCCGAGCUGUGUUGGUCAAUGGAACGCAGUGCCGGCUGGAACAGGUCAGUGAGGAGCAGAUCAUCUGUGUCACACCUCCUGGAGCUGGCAUAGCCAGGGUCCCUCUUCAUCUGCAAAUAGGGGGUGCUGAGGUGCCUGGCUCCUGGACCUUUCACUACAAGGAAGACCCUAUUGUGUUGGACGUCAGUCCCAAGUGUGGCUACAGUGGCUCUCAUGUCAUGAUCCAUGGCCAGCAUCUGACUUCAGCAUGGCACCUAGCACUAUCAUUCCAUGAUGGUCAAAGUACAGUGAAGAGCAGGCAGUGUGCAGGGCAGUUUCUGGAACAGAGGCUUCAGUGUCACCUGCCUGCAUAUGUGGUCCGAAACCCUCAGGGGUGGGCAACAGGGAAUCUGAGCGUCUGGGGGGAUGGAGCCGCUGGCUUCACGCUGCCUGGUUUUCGCUUCCUGCCCCCACCCAGUCUACCCAGAGCUGGUCUGGUCCAGCUGAAGCCUGAAGAGCAUUCAGUUAAGGUUGAGCAUAUUGGGCUGGGCGCUGUGGCAGACUGCGUGACUGUGAACAUGACCGUGGGUGGUGAGGUCUGCCAACAUGAACUCCGGGGAGAUAUGGUGAUCUGCCCCCUGCCCCCUUCCCUGCAACUUGGCAAGGAUGGUGUCCCAUUGCAAGUCUGUGUAGAUGGUGGGUGUCACAUCCUGGGCCAAGUGGUUCGGUCAGGCCCAGGCAGGGCCUCACAGGGAACACUCCUUAUUGCUCUUCUGGCCUUGAUCCUGCUUGUGGCUGUGCUGGCCAUGGCACUGUUCUUUAACUCCCGAAGACGGAAAAAGCAGCGAGUCCUUGCCCCCAACAUGGAUGACCUGGUGGCAUCCCCGGAUUCCUCUCCCAGAGCCAUGUCGCUGUCUGUAUUUCGCUGUGGCUCUGACUACAGAAGUGGCCUUGCUUCUGGAACUCCCAACCAUGAAGAAUCUUCAGGAAGUAGGGAUGGGACAAGUGUCCCACUGCUGCUGCGGACAGAGUCUAUCCGGCUCCAGGAUCUGGAUAGGACGCUCCUAGCCGAGGUCAAGGACGUACUGAUUCCCCAUGAGCAAGUGGUUGUCCAUUCUGACCAGGUCAUCGGCAAAGGGCACUUUGGUGUUGUCUACCAUGGAGAAUACACAGACAAGGCACAGAAUCAGACCCACUGUGCCAUCAAGUCUCUGAGUCGCAUCACUGAGGUACAGGAGGUGGAGGCUUUCCUGCGGGAGGGGCUGCUCAUGCGUGGCCUACAUCACCCGAACAUUCUGGCUCUCAUUGGUAUCAUGCUACCCCCAGAGGGGCUUCCCCUGGUGCUGCUGCCCUAUAUGCGCCACGGCGACCUGCUUCGUUUCAUCCGAUCCCCUCAGAGGAACCCCACUGUGAAGGACCUCAUCAGCUUUGGCCUGCAGGUAGCCUGUGGCAUGGAGUACCUGGCAGAGCAGAAGUUUGUGCACAGAGACCUGGCUGCUAGGAACUGCAUGUUGGACGAGUCAUUUACAGUCAAGGUGGCUGACUUUGGUCUGGCACGUGGCAUCCUAGACAAGGAAUACUAUAGCGUUCGCCAACAGCGCCAUGCUCGCCUACCUGUCAAGUGGAUGGCACUGGAGAGCCUUCAGACCUACAGAUUUACCACCAAGUCCGAUGUGUGGUCAUUCGGUGUGCUGCUGUGGGAGCUCCUAACACGGGGUGCCCCACCCUACCCCCAUAUCGAUCCCUUCGACCUCUCUCACUUCCUGGCUCAGGGCCGCCGCCUGCCUCAGCCUGAGUAUUGUCCUGAUUCACUGUACCAGGUGAUGCUUCGAUGCUGGGAGGCUGACCCAGCAGCACGACCCACCUUCAGAGCCCUAGUGCUAGAAGUAAAGCAGGUAGUAGCCUCACUGCUUGGGGACCACUACGUGCAGCUGACCGCAGCUUAUGUGAACAUAGGCCCUGGAGCAGUGGAUGAUGGGAGUGUGCUUUCGGAGCAGGUGCAGUCCUUGCCUCAGCAUCACAGGAGUACAUCAAGGCCCCGGCCUCUCUCAGAGCCACCUCUGCCCACUUGACCAAAGCCCUAAGUGGGCCACAGAAACUAGACCUGCUAAGUGGCCUUGAGCUAAUCCCAAGCUGCCUCUGGGCCUAUGACAAGCCUCAGCAGGUAAAACUCCACUCUUUAACUUUCUGAGGCUACUGAAGGUGAGAAACAGGGCCCGUAUGAGCCCCUCAUUCCAGCAUGAGUCGGUGUAAUCUUUGUAACAUGUAUUUAUGUAAUGUCCGUUUUGUACCUGUUUCUGAAUACGGAGGAUCCAGCAGUGAUCACAAAGAUACUACAGUGUAAAACACUAUAAACAAACAAACAAAUAAAUAAAUAUUCAAGCACAA